This is a messenger RNA of Tigriopus californicus, 1971 nucleotides long. RefSeq lists its product as uncharacterized. NCBI's taxonomy places the organism in Eukaryota, Metazoa, Arthropoda, Copepoda, Harpacticoida, Harpacticidae. The transcript is spliced from 2 exons. The coding region runs from base 130 to 1884 and encodes 584 amino acids. The record is from RefSeq and is a predicted model, not a curated record.
GGCAAGCUGAAUGUCAGCUACACAACUUCCGCUUCCGCCAUCCAAAAACAAACCUAAUACAGUCCACGUUCAUUUUUUAGUUAUCUUAUUUAAGUGCGUCUUCUCUAAUUACUUUCAUUUGGAGACAUCAUGUCGGAUAAUGGCACAGACAAAGCGUUGCCUGACGAUGAUAACGUCGCCAGUCCUCCUUCUUCAGAGCCCGACAUGGAUGACCAGCUUCAAUCAUCCGACCCCCCUGAGGAAGAAAAGUCUUCUGAAGACCCACCUAGCCUAGACCACAAAUUCGCUCGGUGCUCAAUCUUGAUCAAACAACUGAUCAAGGAAAUUACAUCCGAUCUGUCCUUGGUCAAAUUCAAUCCUGAAGAAGAUUCUGAUCCUAACGAAUCGAAUCUUCGCCUCCGGAUAAUUGCAGCUCGUCUGCCACGAAUUCAAACCCGACUAGAUCAACUUCAGACGCUUGAACGCGAAUAUGAAGCUCUCUCCGAUGACCUCACUGGUGAUACCACUGCCAUGUUGGAGGUGGAACAUCUCGUUACGCGAUUCAUUCAAGCCAAAGAAGGCCUUAUGCAACGACUUUCAACUCGGUCAACUCUCCGUGACGAAUUGUUUCCCAUCCCAGUAAACAAUGCUCCCUCUACCUCAAUGGCCGUGUAUCACGCUCAGUCUGCGGACGAAUAUAACGCCGUAAAGCAUGUAGGUCUCAAAUUCAAUGGCGACAAGAGCCACAAAGACUGUCUCAAAUUGUUUAACUCUUGGCGGGCCGCUUGGGACCUUGCCCACGACAAUCUAAAAACACUCCACGGAUAUUCCCCGCAAGUUGCCUUUAAACACCUGAAAUCUAUUCUUGAAGGAGAAGCGCUCAACAAAAUCGGUCAUUUAAACCCGAGAUCCGAUGGAGCGUAUCAAGCAGCAAUGGCCAAACUCGAAAGCCUAUAUGCCGAUCGGCUAAGCCUAGCUGCGCAUUAUCUCACUUCUUUAAAUGAGAUCAGCGAAGAUGACUUUGUUCUAGCCGAUGCGUUUGAGGAUUCUCUUGUUGGCCUCGAAAAUAUGGAAGAAACUUUCGUAGAAGAGCGAGUACAUCCUUUCCAAUUUUCAAUACUUCUCCACUUUCGAACACACAUGAAUAACAGACCAGCUAUGACAGAAUCUUGGCUGGAUUUCAAAGAACGACGUCGACAAGAAUACCUUGCCGACCAGAUCAAAACUGGGUCUAACAAGAAAUGGCACGCGGGGCUGGUUGAGAAUUCAACCUCCUUCAAGGCUUGGCUGGAUGUUUUCCGUGCUACUCGAGAUGCCCCCAAAACAGCAAACCCCAUCGUGGACAGAGGAAACGUUGGUAAUCCUCCAACAUCUCAUGGUUUCAUGACUCAACAACAACCAAUUACCUCUCCACGAAAAUCUUGCCUCGUAUGUAAGGCGGAUCAUCGUUACACCCAUUGCCCUAUAGCUCUUUCCAAGAGUGAGCAUGAGUGGAAACAAUUGUGUAAGCGAUUGAACAAGUGCCAUCGUUGCACAAACCCCUGGUCAUCAACUCAUUCAUGUUCCACUGUGUGCUAUUUCUGUAAGGGGCCACACAAUAAUGUGGUGUGUCCCAACAAUGGCUUCCGAAAGGAACGCAAUCGAGGGCUAAAACGACCCCGAUCCCUGUCUCGCCCAACAACUCACUCUUCGAGUAAAACGAACAGACGUCAAACUCAACAUCCUGAACGAGAUACCCGACGAAACAAACCCCAAGGCGCACCUGCAAAUUUCGACAAAACUGAUAGCCCUAGAAAAGUGGAUAAGCCCAGUGUUGCUUCUGAACCCCCAGUCGAAAAUCAAGAAAUGUUUCGCAAGUUUGCAACAUUUGUCAACAGCUUGAAUCCCUAUCAUGGCAAAAACUGAGAUGAUUCUUCUCAAAACCAGUUAAAAGUCGUGUCAACAGCAAAACAGGCCAUUGAUUCAUCAUGUGCCUCACGAACUAUUUCCCAG